Molecule: messenger RNA, 1642 nt
Organism: Bombyx mori (domestic silkworm)
Lineage: Eukaryota; Metazoa; Arthropoda; Insecta; Lepidoptera; Bombycidae
Product: GTPase Era, mitochondrial
Exons: 5
Coding region: 528-1574 (348 amino acids)
Biological process (GO): ribosomal small subunit assembly
Cellular component (GO): mitochondrial matrix
Molecular function (GO): rRNA binding; GTP binding; ribosomal small subunit binding
Source: RefSeq, a predicted model, not a curated record
CGUUUCAUUUCCAUAGGUUUCCUACUUCAGUGACUUUUUGGCGGGAACGCGAGGAGUGAAGUUAUGUGAUUUGUUUAAUUUUGUUUGUUUUGUCUGUUUAGUGUUUCUUCAGGUUUAAAUGUGUAAUAACGGUGGUUUUUUAACUGUUUAAUAUCUGUGAAAGUGCACAAAUGUGGGAAAAUGAAACAAAGUCGCUGGACGUAACUUCUCGGGAUCCUCCAAAAAGUCCACUGAAAAAAUAAACUGAAUAAUAAUCUCAGUAAAUGACCACCAUUUUACUGAGAUUAUAUUUUAUAUUUCAUCCCAUAUCAUCUCAUUUCAUUUCACUACAUAUUAUCAUUUUUCAUAAAAAUAAGAAUAUAAAUUAAAAUAAGACAUGACCUAAAGGUCUUAGUUACCAGGUCAUAAAAUUCCUCAAAAAAAAAAGAAAUGGAAAGAUAACACCUAGAUUUUUAAACACAUAAAAUUUUUAUUAAUACACAUCUAAAUGGUUAUUUGUAAUUAUUACUAUAUAUCACAUAAUAACCAUGGCUACGAUUACUCGUGGGAUGUGUGUUUUUAGUUAUCGUAAUAUGCUCCCUCGUCGUAUCGUUAAUUAUUCAUUUCAACCACAACAUGCUGAAAAUAAAAACAUAGGUAAAAUCGUACAUGUUGCGAUUAUUGGAGCCCCAAAUUCAGGAAAAAGUACUUUAAUAAACAAAAUAAUUGACCGAAAGAUAUGUGCUGCUUCAAAUAAAGUUCAUACAACUACCAAAUUAGUAAGAGCAAUGUGUUACUGCAAUGACACACAGAUUGUAUUUCUGGAUACACCGGGUGUUGUAACUGAUAGAGAACAAAAGAAAUACAACCUCCCACCUUCAAUGUUAGGAUCAUGUCACAAAAGUCUCAGAUGUGCAGAUGUAGUUGGUGUUGUCCAUGAUGCAUCAUGUAAAUAUAUCAGAGAAUCUUUACACAAGGAUGUUGUUGAAAUGCUGAACUCUGUACAAGAUAUGCCAAGUUUUCUUAUCAUAAAUAAGGUUGAUAAGUUAAGGUCAAAGAAGCAGUUAUUGACUUUAGUGAGGAAUCUCACUAAUGGAUUUAUUGCUGGAAACUCUAUUCCUGGUCCCACAAAUCCUAAUAAACAGGAGAGAGGCUUCAGUCAUUUUUCGGAUGUGUUUAUGGUAUCUGCUUUGAAUGGUGAUGGAGUUUCAGAUAUAAGGGAGUACCUUGUCAACAACGCCAAGCCCGGAAAGUUUCAUUAUUCAACUGAAGAAUGGACUGACCAAACGCCGAAAUCAGUCAUAGAAGACGCUGUGAGAGCGAAAUUCUUAGAUUUUUUGCAUCAAGAAAUACCAUACAAUUUGAAAGUGAAAUUAGAUUAUUACGAAGAGAUCGAUAACGAAGAUAAAAUCAUAUGUUCAGUAUCUGUAGAGUGUCCAUCAGAAAGGCUGAUGCGACUAAUAAGCGGCGCCGGCGGCGGCCGCCUCCAACAGAUAAAGUCUUCUGUUCGGAAUGAUUUGAUAGACGUCUUCAGGAAAACGGUGAUCUUAGACUUGCAAUUGCACGUGAAAAAUAAUUUUUUGUUAGCUAGUUAGUUCGCAGUGCUCCGAUUUUGUUAUGGCUUUUAAGAAUAGUUGAGAACUUAAAUAAACUUUUAUGUUAA